Messenger RNA from Clarias gariepinus (North African catfish), 2836 nucleotides. RefSeq names its product kirre like nephrin family adhesion molecule 1a (gene kirrel1a). Gene Ontology annotation, molecular function: cell adhesion molecule binding. The record is from RefSeq and is a predicted model, not a curated record. Gene Ontology annotation, cellular component: cell-cell junction. The coding region runs from base 315 to 2741 and encodes 808 amino acids. Gene Ontology annotation, biological process: cell-cell adhesion. The transcript has 15 exons. Lineage: Eukaryota; Metazoa; Chordata; Actinopteri; Siluriformes; Clariidae.
GAGAGAGAGAGAGAGAGAGAGUGAGGGAGAUGCGAGGAAUGUGGCGCUAAUGAGAAAACGGAGCGCUGCCGGAACGCAACGCAGGAGCAGCCUGGAGAAGAAAAUAAAAGAAGAAAAAGGACAAGAAUAGUUCGAUUAGACGAGGAGAAAAGACAGAGAGAUUUAAAAAAAAAUCGAAGGGAAAAGUCUGAGUGCCGGCAAACACGCAUGGAAAGGAUUGUUAUCCCGCGCUGUAGGCAGAGGCGUGCGGGGAUUUUCUGACGCUCUCCAUGCGGAGAUCUGCGCUCGCGGCUUCGUCUCGGCUCGGCUGAACCAUGCGGGCGCUGCUGCAGCUUCUCCUGAGUCACGCGGUGUGGACGGCCCGGUUCUCUCAGGAGCCAGCAGAUCAGUCGGUGGUUCUAGGCCAAAGAGUGGUUCUGUCCUGCGUGGUCUUUAAUUACUCAGGCAUUGUGCAGUGGACCAAGGAUGGACUGGCUUUAGGCAUUGGAGAAGAUCUUCGAGCCUGGCCGAGGUACCGUGUGUUGCGGCAGGUGGAUGUGGGGCAGUACAAUUUGGAGAUCUCAUCAGCCGAACUCUCAGAUGACUCGCUUUAUGAGUGCCAGGCUACAGAGGCUGCCCUGCGCUCCCGCAGAGCCAAACUCACCGUGCUCAUUCCCCCUGAUGAGCCAGUUAUCGAGGGAUCCCCUGAGAUCCUUCUCACUGCAGGGGUUUCCUACAACCUGAGCUGUGUGUCGCGCGGAGCCAAACCCCCCGCGGUUAUAGAGUGGCAAAAAGACGGGCUGCCUGUAGAGGGGGCAGUUAGCACAACAGAGGUGCUACCGGAUAGGAAGCGAGUAACCACACGCAGCUUCCUACCUGUUGUCCCAGUGGACACAGACACAGGAAAGAACUUCACAUGCGUGGCCACCAACCAGGCUGCACCUCUGGGCAAACGCACCUCUAUCACCCUCAAUGUCCACCAUCCUCCUGUGGUGGUGUUAUCAAUUGAACCACGGUCUGUGCUGGAAGGAGAGAGAGUGACAUUUACCUGCCAAGCCACUGCCAACCCCCCAGUAAUGGGCUAUAAAUGGGCUAAAGGCGGAGUGGUCAUCCAGGGUGCGAGAGAGAGCGUGUUUGUUACUAAAGCCGACCACUCUUUUUUCACCGAGCCAGUUUCUUGCCUCGUGUUCAACGCUGUGGGGAGCACCAACGUCAGCAUACUGGUGGACGUCCACUUUGGUCCUAUCUUGGUGGUGGAGCCUAAGCCAGUGACAGUGGACAUGGAUUCUGAUGUCACGUUGAACUGUAAGUGGGCAGGCAACCCCCCUCUCACCCUCACAUGGACAAAGAAGGGGUCUAGCAUGGUGCUGAGUAACAAUAACCAGUUGUAUUUGAAGUCAGUGACCCAGGCUGAUGCUGGCCAAUACGUGUGUAAGGCCAUAGUGCCCAGGAUCGGAGUGGGGGAAACGGAGGUCACUCUCACCGUCAAUGGUCCCCCCAUUAUAUCCAGUGAGCCAGUCCAGUAUGCAGUAAGAGGAGAAAGAGGCGAGGUCAAGUGUUACAUCGCCAGCACUCCUGCACCGGACAAGAUUGUGUGGGCAUGGAAGGAGAACGUGUGGGAGAAAGAGAAGGGGACUCUACCAGAACGCUACACGGUGGAGCAGAGUAAGUCCUCUGAUGAAGGAGCAGUAUUGUCUACACUUACUAUCAACAAUGUCAUCGAGUCUGAUUUCCAGUCCACCUACAACUGCACGGCCUGGAAUUCAUUCGGCCCAGGGACCAUGAUCAUCACUCUGGAAGAAACAGAAAUUGUCCCAGUCGGUAUCAUUGCAGGCAGUACUGUAGGCUGCUCCAUUCUGCUAGUGCUCUGUGUCCUGGCAUUAGCUCUGUUCCUGUAUCGUCAGCGGAAAGGAAGUCGGCGCGGGGUCACACUCGGUAAGCCAGACAUCAAGGUGGAGACAAUAAAUAAAGAAACCCACAGUCUAGAGGAGGACUCAGCCAGCGUCUCCACAGCAAGCCGCAUGGUCAAGGCUAUGUACUCAUUCUUGCCCUCUGUGACCCUUUCUCCCUCCUCUCAGCCUUUUAAAGAUGACAUUGAUAUCAAACCGGAUCUGCGCAGUGACACCCUGGAUACGCGUCAGGACUAUGAGAUCAAGGACCCGACAAACGGCUAUUACAAUGUGCGCGCCUCCACCCUCGACGAGGGCCGCCCUGCCUCCCGCUCCAUGCACUACUCAGACUAUCGGACCUCUACAACACCAGGCAGCGCUACAACUGUCAGUGGCAGCUCAGGCACCGGAGCCACGGCAGGUCCCGGGACACCGAGCAGCCUGGCUCCUGGGUCACGAGCGGGCUGCUACGACCCUCGACCUCCUUCCAGACUCAGCUACGCCCAAUUCAACACCUUCAGCAGACCGAGUCAGUCUCAGCAGCCUCCGCCCAGCUCCGGGUCUCAGACGGGUGACUUUCCAGCUGAAUGCAGCCUCCUAGACACGACACCACAGUUACCGUAUGAGAACUACAGCUACCCGUCGCACUACCCCACGUAUCGCCUAGGCUUCGCCCCUCCCAGCCUCGCUCCGUUAGAAAGCGGCGCGGCGUACGAGAUGUACAGCGUGGGGCCGGGCGUAAACGUCGGAGGCACCGCUGCGACCCCGGAGAGCGGACUCGGGAAGUACGGUAGCUCCACGCGCUUUUCCUACACCUCGCAGCAUUCCGACUAUUCCCACCGGCACACACAGAGGAUGCAGACACACGUCUGAAGGAGACGUAUGAUGCCACGCUGCGCUGCUCUUCCUCACUUCGGCGCACACACUUGACCACAUGCACACAGACAAACACAGGAGGAAGUAGUAAA